AUCAUAAGGUUCCUGUUUGCUUUUGACUCUCUCUGCAGCAUUGAGAAGGACGUUUACAAUAAACUGCAAAAUCUACAGAAUCAGCCAAAAAACUCUUAGUGGACAUAAGGAGAACAUAGAACAGUUAAUUUCCUGAUUUAUUAUGGCUACUACUUCGAAAAGACAGACGAUUCAAGAGGAAUCUACUCACUGUGUCUGGUUACGGCUGUGUGAUCCAUUUAUCCGCACAGAUGGAAAUCUUAUUUGUCCUAUCAUCAAAGCUGAAACCUCAAUACGGGUGCUCUUUAGACUUCAAGAAGAAAUUCUUGGCAAUAUUUUGCAUAAAGUGUACCAAGAAACUGGACUGAAAACACAACAGAUCGAAUUGUUAAAACCAUUGGACACAGACCUGCAAGAGAAUCUUUUUAUUCAGUGUGUAUCUCCUAAUAUUAUCGAUAGAGAAAAAAUACAUCAUUUCAAGGAAAGGCUAGAAUUCCACCUUUCAAAGUCUACAACAGUAAAAAAUAUUUCAGUUGACCAAGUGGAUAGUACUGAAGAGAUUAUCCAACAGCCUAUGAUUUCAGAACCUGACUUUGAAAUUCACAAACUGGAAAUAUGUUACAAGACACUUUUGAAAAUCCAGUCAGAUUUGGAUAAAACGGAUGAAGUAUCCUUUAUUACGGAUAGCAUUAAAAAAAUGUUGGAUGAAUUCAAAGAAAAAUACACAAGGAUUGGUAUACUCUCACAAAACGGAAAAGGGAAGAGUUUUUUGCUCAAUUUGUUGUUCCUUUUGACAAUUGACAAUGAAGAGGAAUACCAGAAAAACAACAAGAAAUUAAAACUACCAAAGGAUAUUACUGGGGAUCCAGCCAUUGAAGAGCUUGGAGAAACUAUUAAUCAACUUCCAGAUGUGGUGAAAGACUUUCUUAAAACAUAUAAAACUAGACAGGAUAAAUUCAAAACAGUAAUGAAGCCCAUCUGUGUUGAGUUGAAGCCUGCUGAUACUCAGGCUGUAGAGCAAUCCAGAAAUCAUUUUUUAAGUUUACCAAAGUAUUUCAAAGAGGGUGGAAGAAUUGAUACCGAGCCAUUCAUAUUGCCACAGAAAAGUUUACAGCAAAGCUAUGAAUCUACAACAAAAUGCAUCAUACAUCUGAGAUAUGGGACUGUUUAUCAGAUAAAAGUAGAAUAUUUUAGCAGUGUAGAUUUGAAACAACAAUUGUUUGAAUUAGUUUUAUUGAGCAGAAAUGAUAAUGCUGAUGUGAAGUAUCAAACUGGCUUCAAUAACCAUAUAAAGGAAAAGGCAUAUGAAUGUUUGCAGUCUAGAUUUGGCAUUUUAACAGAUUCUAAUAUUUCUGAUAUUAAUAAGGAAUCUCUUCAAAUAUUUAACACGUAUAGUGACAUUGUACUCAGCGAUGAGGUUGAGAAAUGUGCAGGGAGAACGGAGUUAUAUAUUGGAUAUGGGAGAAAUUCGACAGAUGAUCGUCUUGCUGUAAAGGCUAUUUUGAAAGAUCUAACAAGUCCACAAAAUUCGGACAGUGAAAAAGGGAAAUGGAAAUACAGAGUUGCUGCAGUAAAGGAAAUUGUGGUGUAUUUACCCAGCAAACUUCUGUAUGGUGGGAAAGAAAUACUGGAGAUGCCAGGAGCAGACGAUUCAGAUGCUCUUGCUUUAGACUUUAUUAAUACAGCUCUCAGCAAGAUUGAUGCUGUAUUUGCAGUGAGUGAAUUUUCUUUCAAAAUCUGUGAGAAGGAAGUUAAAGAUAUCCUGAUUGAGAGUGAUUUCAUGCAGAAAUGGAAAAAAUGUCCCGACCGUUCCGCUUUAAUGUUGCUUACAUAUCCAGAGAAGAAUAUUGAAUUUCAGUUUAAAAAUGGAGACAGAGAGAAAAUAGAAAAAUUGGAGAUUAAAGAGAUAGAGAAAAGGUCAAAAGAGUUGGAAGAGCUCUCUAAAUUGAUUGGAAAGCAGUCACUAUCAAAAAACAUGAAGUCAGCAGUGUUUACUUCAUAUAUUCUGCCAGUGCUUCACACAUCCAUCCAUGCUCAAGAGGGAGCACCUAAUGAAGUAAUUCAGGAGAAUGCAUGUUUUCUGAAAUAUACUGGAAUAAAACAAGUAAUCUCUCAUCUUGAUACAUUUAUUUCAUCUGCAAGGAAAAUGAACUUCCAACAAUUGCAAAAAGUGUUAACAACAAACACAACUACAAAAGGCUUAAUGGCAGAAGACGCCAGAGCAUUCAUUCUUCUGUAUGAUAAAAAAGAUUUGAGAGGCGUGCGGGAAGAUGAACUCUUUCGUCAGUUUGGAACUUUACUAACUAAGCUAUCUAAAAAUCUGAUAACAGUUUAUACAAGCAAACUUGAUGGACUGGUAGCAGGUAUGCUUGAUGAAAUGGCAAAGGAAGCAGAUGAAAAGUGGGAAUCAAAUAAAGAAAACAUAACUUCAAUUGGUGUGUUCAACCCACACUAUUCUGGAAAUCACCCUACAUAUAAGGUGAAAAUAGCCAGAAUUAUCUUAAACAACACAGACAAUCUAAAAUCUGAAAUCUUUGCAUGUCUAAAGAGCGAAAUAUCCGAGCUUUUAAAAAUGUUUGAAAAAGACACAGUUGACUUGUUUGCAGACGAACUGAAUUCUGUGCUUGAUAUAAAGGGACAUAAAAACAUUUCUUCAAGGAUUUUUGUUGAACAGUCUAUCCGAGAUGUGAUGUCCGAGGCCCAGCAAUG
Molecule: messenger RNA, 2688 nt
Organism: Bufo gargarizans (Asiatic toad)
Lineage: Eukaryota; Metazoa; Chordata; Amphibia; Anura; Bufonidae
Exons: 19
Source: RefSeq, a predicted model, not a curated record